Molecule: messenger RNA, 1576 nt
Organism: Polychytrium aggregatum
Lineage: Eukaryota; Fungi; Chytridiomycota; Chytridiomycetes; Polychytriales
Product: CrcB-like protein-domain-containing protein
Exons: 7
Coding region: 243-1301 (352 amino acids)
Biological process (GO): fluoride transmembrane transport
Cellular component (GO): membrane
Molecular function (GO): fluoride transmembrane transporter activity
Source: RefSeq, a predicted model, not a curated record
UUGCUCCAGGACAGCGACGGCCUGGCAUGGCCUGGUCUGCUUCUGGGCGGGGUCGUCUGUUCUUGCACCGGGAAGCUCAGCCCAGCCCGGGCACUGGGAUAUGAGGAGCCGCAUUGCCCAAGGCAUCCGAGCAGAGCCACUGCGAUGCUCACGUGAUCCUCGAGUCCAUAUCUUCGGCCGUGUGCAACCAUUCCACAACUCACCUCUCACCCACCGCCGAGUGCGAUCCGAACGACCCCGCCAUGUCGGAGCCGCCGACAUCCCACGACAAUCUCGUCCAUCUCGAGCAUGAAUACGAGCUCGAAAACCUCAAAGAGGUCGAGCGGGAGCAUAGUGCCCACCGACACUCGCACAUCACCAUCCACUCCAGCUAUCUUGUCCUGCUUCUGUCGUUUGUGUUUUUCUCGAUCCUGGGCACCUGCAUCCGCCUCGGGCUUCUUGCCGUGUUUGCUUACAGCGACUCGCCGGUGGCCAGCAUUGUCUACCCCCAAAUUGUCGGGUGCGCUAUCAUCGGCUUUGUGAACGUCUACAAGUCCGAAAUCACUGUCGGAUAUUAUCCGCUCUACAUCGGCCUCACCACGGGGCUCUGCGGCUCUAUCACCACCUUUUCGUCCUGGAGUCUCGCUACAUUCAAGUCGUUCAUGUCGCCCAGUCCAGGGAUUGGCUAUCAGAUCGCUUCGUUCCUGGCCUUGAUUGUGUCGACCAUUGCCAUGUCCCUGAUUUCGGCCGACUUUGGUCGUCAUGUUGGAGAGGCUGCGGGUCCGUUGCUCUACAAGAAGCGGCGGUCUCCGUUCAUCGGCGUCAAUAUGGCUCCGCGGACUUGGCUGCCAAAGGAGCUGGCUGUGCUGGAUGCAUUCUUUCUGGUCCUGGCUCUCGCUAGCAUUGGCACAAGCAUAUCUCUGGGCUUCUGGAACUCGCCUCACAGCGACUUGAUGUGGGCACUUGUGUUAUCUCCCCUGGGAACAUUGUUGCGCUUCCACCUCUCGGUCUUGAAUUCCAGGAUGCCCGCCUUUCCUCUUGGAACCUUCAUUGCAAACAUGAUCGGGACUGGGGUCAUCGCCGCCCUCUAUCUCUACAGCGCUUCGAUUGCCGGCAGCUGCACCCUUGUGCACGGGAUCGCCAACGGGUUUUGCGGCUGCCUGACGACCAUCUCGACCUGGAUUGUCGAGCUCAAGACCAUCCCAAGCAUAACCAAGGCCUACAUCUAUGGUCUAGCUUCAACCGUCGGCGGCCAGAUCCUGCUGGUGCUGAUCGCGGGGUCUCCGCUGCUGUUCCGCCCGCACGGGUCAGAGUGUCUGUGAAAGUCCCGCCAGCAUCGGCAGCAGCAAGGGAAAAGACAGCCUCUCCGCCAUGCAGCUCGAAGGGUCAAGGGGGCCUUUGGAGCCGUGCAGACGGUAAAGGGUAGCCCAUCCAGUCGCUCUUGGGCCUGGGCGGUAUCGAUGUGUGCGAGGGCGGAUGUGUGUGUGCAGCCGCAAGUAGAUAUCGUAUGCAUGGGCGAUGAUGCCAGCGAAUAUACGACGUCAGCGAGGCGACCAGCCCACCCAUGUGCAUUGUUGCGGAAACAUCGGGCAGAGGC